Messenger RNA from Dovyalis caffra, 831 nucleotides. NCBI's taxonomy places the organism in Eukaryota, Viridiplantae, Streptophyta, Magnoliopsida, Malpighiales, Salicaceae. The record is from the annotation of a GenBank genome assembly.
AUGAGCGGCUCCUUCAUGAGAAACUCCACCAUCCGCCGCCUCAUACGCACCCACACGAUCACCAACAUCACAGACUCAGCAGCAGGAGCAACAACAACAGCUUAUUCGAUUCUCAGACAACAACAAGAACAGACAAGAAGAGCUUACUUUGGUUUCCCAAAAUUUUUUAAGAGAUCAAGAGAAUGCAAUCAUGAACUCUUUCCUUCUUCUUUUUUGUCUUCUUUCUCUUCAAAGCCUGAAACUGCUGCGUUUUCCAAAAUUGGGUUGGUUGGUUGGUACCUGGGGAUGAUUAAGUCACGACCUGUUUUAACUAAAAGUGUCACUUCUGCUCUUAUUUACAUAGCUGCUGACUUGUCGUCUCAGACAAUAUCACUGCCAAGUUCAGAACCUUAUGAUCUGGUGAGGACCUGGCGCAUGGCUGGAUAUGGGUUGCUGAUUUUAGGACCAUCAUUGCAUUUUUGGUUCAACUUUGUGUCGAAACUCCUUCCUAAACGAGAUCUAAUCACAACAUUUAAGAAGAUUAUCAUGGGUCAGACCAUCUAUGGACCUAUCAUGACUGUUGUUUUUUUCUCAACGAAUGCACGCCUGCAGGGUGAGAACAUUGCAGAGAUCAUUGCCCGGUUAAAGCGAGAUCUAUUGCCUACAAUGAUAAAUGGCCUUAUGUACUGGCCUGUUUGUGAUUUUGUCACAUUCAGAUUCAUUCCCGUCCAUUUACAGGGAAACCUCAAUUGUGAAAGAAUAUGGCUCACUUCAGCAUCAGACAUGCAAAUUGUCACCAAUAAUAACUCAAACCCAAGUGACCCUUCUAUCAAGGAGAUGACUUCUGGAUAA